CGGACGUAGUAACGGCCAGCGGAAAAUCCGUUUAAUAAAACCUUUCGGAUUUCACCCGUAUAGUACAAAGCCAAGUGACAAUAAGUCCCAGCUAUGUGUCUGGAAUAGUGCAUUUACGUUUUCAUUCAUCUCCGCAUCAAGGCUCCUCGCGCUCUCGUUCACUCCCCCUCGUGCGCUCUCUUCACACACUGCCAACGUGACCCCGAAAGCUGUUCUCCGCACUUUCACUUUGGCCCAGCCACUACAACAAAAGCAACAUCGAACAAAAACCUAACAUAAACAAAAUUAUUGUGCAAUAGUGAUUGGCAAAACUUUAAUUCAGAAAUAUGUCCGCGCAGGAGAAGGUUAUACGCGUUGGUUCGCGAAAGAGCGAGCUGGCUCUGAUUCAAACCAAACAUGUCAUCGGCCGACUGCAGAAGCUGUAUCCCAAGCAGAAAUUCGAGAUCCACACCAUGUCCACCUUUGGAGACCGUGUUCUCAACGUUUCACUGCCCAAGAUCGGGGAGAAGAGUCUAUUCACCCGGGACCUGGAGGAUGCUCUUCGCAAUGGCGGCGUGGACUUUGUGGUGCAUUCGCUGAAGGAUCUGCCCACGGCUCUACCAACUGGAAUGGCCAUUGGAGCUGUUUUGGAGCGAGAAGAUGCCCGAGAUGCGCUGGUGCUCCGCGAGAACUUCAAGGGCCACACGAUAGCCUCUCUACCCAAUGGGAGUGUGAUUGGAACUUCCUCGCUUCGACGAACAUCUCAGAUCCGGAGGAAGUAUUCGGACCUGGUUGUGUGCGAUAUUCGUGGAAAUCUAAACACCCGAUUGGCCAAACUGGAUGCCGCCGACUCGAAGUUUGCUGGCAUUAUUCUCGCCCAAGCGGGCUUGGUGAGAAUGGGCUGGAUGAGCCGCAUCAGCCAGGUGCUGGAUCCCACAGAACUGCUUUAUGCCGUGGGUCAGGGUGCCCUGGCAGUCGAGUGUCGCGCCAAUGAUGAACCUAUCCUGGCCAUGCUCCAGAAACUGAUGUGCCUGAACACAACGUGCCGGAUUCUAGCGGAGAGGAGCUUCUUGAAAACCCUGGGCGGAGGUUGUUCGGCUCCGGUGGCGGUUUGUAGCAACCUGAAGGGGGAUCCCCUCAACGGAAACACCGAGGAGGUGGAACUUUCUCUGACCGGAGCUGUGUGGAGUCUUGACGGAGCUAUAGAGAUAAGGAGCCACCUGGCUUGUGCCUUAAACGAGGAGAAAUCGGAGACGGAACAAAGGAAGAGAGGUGCCCAGGAGAGUACCAGCCAGAUGCAGGAGGAGAACAGCAACAGCUGCGACUCGCCGCCAGCAUCGAAGCGUGCCAAGAAUGGUAACACCAGCUCUGGCUCGGAUUCGAACUCGAGUAGUCCGCGUCAACAGGGGACCCCUCCCAUAAUCUGUGAGGAUGUGGACGCUUGCGAGGCCCUCACCGGCUACAGUGUUGAGCAGCUCUCGGAACUGGCUAGCCAGUGUCCAGUACUGGGGAAUCCCAGCACAGCACCACCAGCUCCCGGAAUCGGUGGCGGUGAUGCCGAUACCAGCAAUGCCAACAGUACUCCACGCCAGUGUCCACUGCGGCUGGUUGGCGGCCAGGAGGUCAUGGGCCAGUGCCCAGUGGCGCACAAUCAAGCUAAGCCUGCUGCCGUCAAAUGUCCUGUAGCACAUGCCGCUUCCGGAGAUUCCUCAGCUGCGAAUGAUGGAAACGCAAAUACGGCUGCCAGCUGCCCCCUGCAGAUGCCCGUGGGCCAGGACUUUAUGGGCGAGUGUCCGUACGUGAACAAGGAGACCAAGAUAUCAUAUGCCCAUGCCGGCAAGUGUCCCAUUACAGGAGCGGCACAAACUUCGGUUCUGCCCACACCGCCGAGCAGCAGGGCCAGUAAUGCCAGCAGCACUGGCGAUGAUGUGGACAAUGUGGCCACUUCCUCGAAGUGCCCGUUUGCGGCGAUGCAUCAGGGCAGCGGCUUGGAGGCACCGGUGGCUAAGAACAAUGGUAAUGCCAGCCAGGCCAAGUGCCCCUUCCUCCAGAAGACGGUCCAGAUGUUCGAUUACGCUGACGAGGAGCAACCCCUGCCACAGAAAUCGGUGCUCAUUGAGGAUGUGGAGAACCUGUUCUGCGGUAUCUACCAGCACGCCUGCUACAGUCGCGGGAUCUACGAGAAGGCCUACCAACUGGGCAAAACCCUGGCCGAGGAGCUGAUUAAGCGAGGAGCUUUAGAUGUGAUGAAGGUGGCCCAGGCGGAGAUUCACGGGAAAGUGGCAACUUCCUGAGGAUAUGGCUUAUAACCCGCUCCCACCCAACACACCAGUCCUACCUCCCAUCACAUGACAUCAAAAUCAUUGUUUACAUUAAGUAGAAAAGUGUGACUAGACAAUACUGUUCCCCCAUCUUUCCCCCAAGUAGUUGGACUCCAUUGGAAGCACUUCCCUGGCCCAUACAUCUACAUAU
Molecule: messenger RNA, 2451 nt
Organism: Drosophila bipectinata
Lineage: Eukaryota; Metazoa; Arthropoda; Insecta; Diptera; Drosophilidae
Gene: Hmbs
Product: porphobilinogen deaminase-like protein l(3)02640
Biological process (GO): heme biosynthetic process
Cellular component (GO): cytoplasm
Molecular function (GO): hydroxymethylbilane synthase activity
Source: RefSeq, a predicted model, not a curated record